CUCACAGAAAGGGACUUGAAACCUUCAUUUGUUAUGACGAACUAACAUUUUUGUCCACACGUCUCUUUUACUGCCUUUUCGUCAGUAUGUGACCCAGUGCUGCUCGUCCCAGUGUAGAGUGAUGCCCGACGUCCUCCCUCCCUGUGCGCUACCUUGCUGAAAGCCAGGCCAGAGACGAACAUGGAUGUCUGACCGGUUUGUAAGAGAGAGGAGAGAAAGCAAGCGAGACGCAUCCUGUCACUCGUCGCAGCGCAAGAACAGGAGGCCGGCGAAGGAGAGCUACGAGGUGCGGUGAUGAUGGCAGAGGUCAAGGAAGCUCCGGGUACAGAGGAGAAGCCAGAGGUCACAGCUGGGAGCACGUCGAGUAAUACCACCCAGGUACAAAGUGGCACUGCGUCUUCAUCUGGGGCCUCCACGCAGCCUCCUGCCACCUCAGCAACAGAGGAUGAGGAUGAGAGUGAGGAUGAAUCAGACAUCCUGGAGGAGAGUCCGUGUGGCCGCUGGCAGAAGCGUAGAGAGGAGGUGAAUCAGCGUAAUGUUCCGGGGAUAGAUGCUGCAUACUUGGCAAUGGACACAGAGGAAGGGGUGGAGGUAGUUUGGAAUGAAGUCAUGAUUUCAGAGAGAAAGAACUUCAAACCGCUGGAGGAAAAAGUGAAGGCUGUGUUUGAUAACCUGAUCCAUUUGGAACAUGCCAAUAUUGUGAAGUUUCACAAGUACUGGGCUGACACAAAGGACAAUCGGGCCAGGGUGAUUUUCAUUACUGAAUAUAUGUCAUCAGGAAGCUUGAAGCAGUUUUUGAAGAAGACAAAGAAGAACCACAAGACCAUGAAUGAAAAGGCUUGGAAGAGGUGGUGCACACAGAUCCUGUCUGCUCUCAGUUAUCUCCACUCAUGUGACCCACCCAUCAUCCAUGGCAACCUGACCUGCGACACUGUCUUCAUUCAGCACAACGGGCUCAUCAAGAUCGGAUCAGUCGCUCCAGACACCAUUAACAGCCAUGUGAAGACGUGUCACGAGGAGCAGAAGAACUUGCACUUUUUUGCCCCAGAAUAUGGAGCUGAUGAUGAUGUUACCACGGCUGUAGACAUCUACUCAUUUGGCAUGUGUGCCCUAGAGAUGGCGCUUUUGGAGAUUCAGGGGAACGGAGAAUCCUCCUAUGUUUCUCAGGAAGCCAUCAACAAUGCCAUACAGUUACUGGAAGACCCACUGCAGAGGGAGUUAAUCCAAAAAUGCCUGGAGUGUGAUCCCAGCACAAGACCUACAGCCAAGGAGCUUCUUUUUAACCAGGCGCUCUUUGAAGUACCGCUCUUAAAACUACUGGCGGCACACUGUAUUGUUAGCCACCAACAUAUGAUUCCUGAGAAUGCCCUAGAGGAGAUUACAAAGAACCUAGAUCCCAACCUCGUCAUUGCUGUGACAAAAGAGGGUGUUCAACUCAAGCUUUCACAGUUUCCUGCUUUGGAGCUUGAUAAAUUCCUGGAGGAUGUGAGGAAUGGUAUUUAUCCAAUGACAGCGUUUGGGCUGCCCUGUCCGCAGCACGCUCAGCAGGAGACUGUUAAGUCUCCCAUUGUCGUCCCCUUGGUUAAAUCCCCUACGCCUGAGCCUGCAGAGCUCGAGACACGGAGGGUCAUUCAAAUGCAGUGUAACUUUGAACCUAUCGAGGAGGGAGCAAAGUACCAUCUAACAUUACUGCUGAAACUGGAGGAUAAGCUGAAUAGACAUCUAAGCUGUGACAUGUUACCUCAUGGACCAAAACAAAGUGGCCUCCCUACUAGAAGAAACAUUCAACCAAGCUCUUCACUAGCAAUGGUUUCCUUGACCAUGGUACUGUCUCCUCAGAACUACACUCUCUACCUUGUUACAUGUUCUUUUUGGUUACUCAACACAGUGAGUGUAUUCAGUGUUUUUUGUUUUUUUUUUGUUCUGUGUCUUUUCUACAAAGCCUUAGGCAGUAAUAUGGCCAAAGGAGUGGGGUUUCCAUAUAGGGGGUAAAACUUCCUUAUAGCACACAAAAUCUGUAACAAAUAGCCAGACAAAUCCAGAGAAACCACCUUGAUUGAUUUCAUUUAUUUUGUUUUUAAAUGUCAGAACAUGCAUGUAUAUGUAUGUAGGCUAUUAAAACGGUUCUAGUACGUUUUAUUAAAGCUGCAACAGACACUCGAUCCCAACAGCACUGAUCAGAGUUGUUGCAGCCACAUUAAAACUCACUCUCUCCUCGAACGCACAAUUGUAUUUUAAUGUGAGGUGUUUACAUUGACGUUUAUCUAAAUCUGAUUAUCAAAGACUCAUUCUGGCCGUCCCUGGAGUCACAACUAAUUUGCUGCUGUUGUACUGCAAAAUUUCAACAGUACAAUCUAUAACUGUUGACAAUCAAUAAAACUGAACAGAGGGAGGGCUGCAUUUCCACCCAAAGAAAAACUGAUAAAAUAGGUCAGGCCCUCCUGUUCUGGACCCUCAUUUCACGUGGUUCUCCUUUAAAUUGGCUCCCUCUUGUUUAUAUGACAAAACAUGACCAGCUCUUCCACUAUUGUGGUUCUUUUGAUGAGCCAAUCACCCAUUAGGUUAAAUAUGUGUAAUAGUUUGAAAACUGGAUUGCAGAUAUGCAACUUUCUCUGUUAUUGAGAAAUAUCUGAAAUUUAAAAAAAGCCUUUGAUACGGAACAACAUGUACGUGCAUUACUGCAUUUUGCAUUUUAAGAAGGCACCUUGCCAAUUUUCUCUGGAGGAUGGUCACUUGGUUACUUAGGGGUACUGUGAACUCAGUGUUACUGAAUUUCUCUUUGUGUGUUUGUUUUUAUAUUUUGCUUUGCUGUUUGGCACACAUACCUUAAAGUCCUCCUUUCAUAUUGUUUUUAUUUUAUUCGAUUUUACCAUUUGCUGCUUGUUGGGUUCACACAUGCUACUCUGCCUUUAAAAGUCAUUCAAAUGAGACUUGUGUACUGAACUCGGCUGCCAUAUCUUGUAGAAAGAGGACCUAGCCUUUUCCUGACAGAUCAGUGUGUGUUUUAUAUGUGUUACAAAAACAAAUCAUGUGUUUUUCUUAUUUUCCUUUGGUUUACUGUGUUUGCACAGAGACCAUGUUGUUAAGAGUCUGAGCCAAUUCACAACUUUCCCUGUUUCUGUUGCUUUUGUUUUCAUUAGCUUACAGAAAAUUUGGUAAAAAAAUGAGACAGAGUGGGUCCUCCAGCAUACAGACACUUGAAUACAACAUGUUCCAGGCCUUGUUUAAAUGCAUGUUAAGACCAGGGAGUUGCCCGUGGCCUUUUUGUGACAUUUUGGUUCAGAACUCUUCGUGGACUACUACUGUGUCUGAAAGCUCAUACAGCGAAGUACCUUGAACUGGCAGCAAGAGUGCAAAGAAAAUACAACAUUCUCAGUAUGUGUAGAAAAGCAUGACUGUUCAUAUACUGUUGCACACAAACAGACCGUGUUCUGGUGUUUUAUUGAACUUAUACUCUCGUGUCUUGUAGCUACUCCACCAGUUAAUUGAACACUGUUGUUUUGAGCUGUUUGACUGAGCGUUACUCCGAUGCUUUUUGUUGAGUUGCACGCCUCAUCUGUAAAAGCACAACAAUCCAAACGGUUAUAUUUCUUAAGUAUUUUUAAAUGUUUUCAGGCUACCAUUGUGUCGCAGUCUUUUUCCACAUUUUUUUUUUUCGCUGUACAAACGUGUAGUCCGUCAAUAAGAUAUUGCAUAGAUUGCUUUAUUUUAUUCUGUCUUUGUGUCCGUCUGUGAACUGUUAAGAUUGUAUUUUCCAAACAUUUGUUCUCAAGUCAGCCAGGAGAAUGUAAACGCACCACUUCUAGAACGGAGAAGUCGGUAAAUCAAACCAAUGUGAUCACCAGAGCUUUAUACCAACUCUCUCCCCCUAUGCCUCUUCAUCUCCUUUGUCUCCCUCUUUGUACUUGUCCUUUCCACCCUAUUUAUUGGUGGUGAUGAAACUGGUUAUUAAAUAAUCGUACAGGGUGGGCAGCUUUAGCCUGUUUCUCCAUGAUGUGAGCUUUUUGGUUACAUUUGGAAAUUCUUAUAUUUUGUAUAUGACAUGAAUGUCCGUAAAUGUGCGUCUUUUUCUGAGACUUGUAUCCUGACGAACUCAAAGGAAGAAUGUUCUGACAAAUAAAUGUGUGAACUGCUUCACUUCACUGUU
This is a messenger RNA of Stegastes partitus (bicolor damselfish), 4147 nucleotides long. Its product is annotated as nuclear receptor-binding protein-like. Gene Ontology annotation, molecular function: protein kinase activity; ATP binding. The transcript is spliced from 17 exons. The record is from RefSeq and is a predicted model, not a curated record. Gene Ontology annotation, biological process: protein phosphorylation. NCBI's taxonomy places the organism in Eukaryota, Metazoa, Chordata, Actinopteri, Pomacentridae. Bases 295 to 1992 code for a protein of 565 amino acids.